This is a messenger RNA of Saccostrea echinata, 906 nucleotides long. RefSeq names its product transmembrane protein 169-like. NCBI's taxonomy places the organism in Eukaryota, Metazoa, Mollusca, Bivalvia, Ostreida, Ostreidae. The record is from RefSeq and is a predicted model, not a curated record. The transcript has a single exon. The coding region runs from base 11 to 703 and encodes 230 amino acids.
UAGAUAUGCAAUGGCUUCAGAAUCCAACAUAGAUAAAGAGAGCCAAGACAUAGAAAGUGAACAUACACCUCUCAAUCCCACAGAAGAAGACCAAACAACAAUAAAAGACACUGUUACAGACAAAAAUAACAAAGAAAGUUCAGGAAACAAAGAUCAAGUCACUCUUAGUUAUCCUCUACAGCCAAAACCUCCUGUGGUCAGAUUUUCAUCUCACAAGGGAGAUAACACUGAACAGGUGGAAGUAAUUGAGUACACGGACACUGAAGUAAUGGAUCCAGAUUCAUCCAAUGAUUCCAGUUUAUGUAAGGCCACCAAAGGGCCACAUAUAACCCUGAUGACUGUACUUUUAUGCCCAGUUGCCUUUUUCCCAUCAUUAACUGUGGCCUUUUACUAUGGCGCCUGGACGUGGUACAACUUGUACAUAUACUACAGUGAAGAAAGAACUAUGUGCCAUAAGAUCUUCAUUUGUCCUCUCCUCAUCAUUACCUUUCCACUAACUGUUGGAUUGAGCUCUAUAGGAAUAGCAGUAUUUGCAGCAUUUAUUCAAAUCUCAUGGUCUUUUAUUAGGUGGAAAAUAGAGUUUUUAGAUUUUGAGAAAGGUUUUUAUGGGUGGUUGUGUUAUAAGUUAGGUUUACCCAUGUGUUCACCUUAUGAGGUCAUAGAAUACACUGAUGAUUCAGAACUCGAACCAAUGAGAACAUGAUUUUUUCUAUUUUUACACUUAAAAACAUGUUUACAGAAAUUCAAUGUUUAUUUAUAUUUGAUGUCCAAGUGUUUUAAUAUUAUGAAGAAUAAAAUUGUUUUUGUCUUUUCUUUUUUUCCUCACAAUUAUGGAUCAGUAUUUCAUCAAGAUUUAUUUUUCUGUCUUUAGAGAUGAAAAUUCUUAGUCAAAAGCAUAUGAUAAUU